GGGAUGACUACAUUUGCGAAAUUGAGACGGGCGUUGAGUGGUUCAACGAGGCAACGUAUCUAACGCUCUUUUGAAUUGACCGCUCUUUUCAAUUUAUAAUUGUAAACUCUUUGUCAUUGUUUGAGCACAGACCUGGAACUGAAAAAUAGAUCACGGACUCCUCUCACGCUCUGCCGUUUGCAUCUGACUCGUCAGAAUUAUCACCAGAUAUCAGCAUCAAUCGUCGUACUAUGAAAGACACGCAGACUGACAAUGAUUGAGAGAAAUUCAGUUUAAUCAGAUUCGAUUGAUUCAAAUCAUUCAAAUUGGACAUUAGUCUAAAAGUUUGCAUGCACACAGCAUAAUAUGGAUGUUUGUAUAGAGGAAAGACGCGAAUACCGACAUACCAUUUUGUGUUUGGUGGUUAUAUCUUAACUUAAAGCUCGAAAUAAAAAUUUGCGUAACGGAUGAUAUUGUCGCCUUGUUUUCGCGAAUUCCGAUCCGGUGUCCUUUACGUUAAACAAGAGAACGAGCCCGAGGGGCCGCGCGAAGAACUCUCUUCCCAGACAAUGCAGAUUCAAUUAAAGUCCCCUUCUGACGUGGGAAACUUUUCCAAUCAAACUGCUACGUGCCAGCGCGCCCUUUUUGCCUUCAGUUUUUCGCCCGCAGGAUUUUUUUCUCUUCCUCCCAUCCGUCCUCAGCCGCACCUCUGUGUACGCGUACCUGGCUCAGGAUCUUAACGCGAUCGGAUAGUAAUUACGUCAAUAUCAAUUUAACAAUCUUCUAGUUUUGUUCACUUCGCUUGUGGGAACGGAAUAAUUGAUAAUGAACCGAUCGUGCAAAACUCUCUUCUCCUCGGACAGACCAAGUAGAAGAACGCUUACCGAAUCUGUAUUUGCAUUUUCUCGUUCUUACAAAGUAUACAGUGAUUCUGUAUAGAUUAUGCUGUCUUUAUUUGCAAUAUCAUGUGUAAUAUUUUUGCACAAAUUUAUUAUAUAUAUAUAUAUAUUUGUUAUAUAAUAAUUAAUCAAUUACGCUCGUAGUCAUAUGUCAAAAAUCUCGUUAAUUUAAGGAAAGAGAGAGACAAAAGGAGGGAAAGUAAUAAAAAAGGAUGAACAUAGCUUAACGUCAUAAAGAAUAGUAAAAGAGACGUGUGGAAAAUUUUGUGACUUAAAGUCGAUAAUUUGAUAGAGGUAUCCUUAAGGCAAAACUACAUGGUACACUUCCUUGGCUUCGUGUAAGCCAAGCUGUACUUGGCUUCGCACCCGCUAAAUGUCUAUCACUUUAAAAAACUACAACUUUUCCAUGGGGAGAAAUUCUAUUUCCAACUUGUUCGGAAAUAUGUAAGAGUAGUGGUAUUCCAAAGAGCGACACACAUGGGGAUGCACACAUUAAAUCGCACACAUUAAACCGCAGAUUUUUCAUGAUAUUCGUCGCUUGACAUUAACAGAAUAGUGCACGGCCACUCCCAACGACUGACGCAAUUCCAAAGUUGGUAGUUGCAAAACGUCGAGUCCCGUUGGAAAAUGUACUUGCAUUUUCGAACAUUACUCAGGAGAGAUUUUCGCGACAAAUACUUCCUUUUCAUUUGCGGUGUGCGAAGCCUUUCUUUUCGCGCCAACCUUUCCUUUAAUGUCCAUGCUGUUUCCAGGGUGUCCGGGUUCGUUUCCACGGCAGCCUGUGCGACGAUGGAUCAAACUGUUUAACAGCCCGAAAGGUUGCCGGAGUCACGGAGUACAGUCGUCUGUCUUCCUUUUCCUUUUCUUUUUCUCCGUGGUAUGUGUUGAAAUCGUUGCGGUGACUAUGCGCCCCCUGACAAUGUAUAAUAUUAAUUGACGAAAAAAUGUCUGUUUAUUCAUAACGAUCUACCUGCACGUGUUCGUUAAACGUAUCAAUGAGUAAUUUCAAAUGUGUACUCUCAGCUGUUAUGUGAAAAAAACGGACAAACACACACACACACACACACACAUGAGCUACGUCCGAUUGUGCGAAGCGAUCACGUUGCGAAACAAUUUGGAAGAUGUAUCUUAAUCAGUAUAACUAACUUUGCACUGACGUGCAUGCAAACUCGAAUAUGCAAACUUGACAAUGAGUCAAUCAGCUCCAUCGAAUCAUCGCGGCGAGCGAACGAUGAAUUGGCCGAUGGCGAUGUGAUUCGCAAAGACACGAUGAACAACUCGAUAAACGCAGAUUCUUGCGCGGGAUUUUCAGUGGUGGAACGCAACGCCGUCCUAAAAGUGUUGGAGGCGUGCGCGGACUCAUUAGUCGUCUAUCGAAAUACCCUGAAACAAGAAGCCACGAUGAAAGAAAGGCCUCUCUUCGAGAUUGGGAUCUCAGAAACGUUGAUUCCGCAGUCACUUAGCGGAGACCCUACGAUGAUGGAUUCGCGGAGAGCAACCGCGCGUGAAAAGCUUCGACGAGACAGUUUAUACGUGAGCGAUAUAAUACAGGAGUUGAGGCGGGAAAUUAGCGAGCGCGGCACUAUCGGGGUAUUGAUUAAGGAGAUUGAGAGGAUCACGUCGAUGGAAAAGCGAGGGCGUCUUUUAACGGAGGAGAACGAGAGAAUACGGACGAUUGCGACGGAGCUUCAAAGAGCAAUCGUCGAUAAAAAAGCAUCAAACGAAAAGGAGGAGGAACGCUUAACGGGCAGACUUACCUCAAUGAGGGAUGAGACGGAGAGACUGAAACUAAUUAAGGACGUGGAGAUGAGAUACGUCCGAGCGUGGGAGAAGGCACGUCGGGAACAGAACGUGUUACGUUACGAGCUGGAGAUGGACGAACGGCAAGAGACUUUGAACGAUCAUCGCAUAUGCGAGAGAAACGAAAAUUGCGUAAAUGGCGCACUGACGCGUUAUCAGACACGGCGUAUGGCGUUUAUCAAGAACCGAAUCGAGCAGUGGCGGCAACGGUACGAUCGCGAGGGUGAAAUGCACGAGAAGCAGAUCUGCAAAGUGCGUAAUGAGAUAGAAGACGCUCGAAAAUACCUGGAAAAGCUUACAACGGAGUACCGCAGUAAUCAGCAAUUCAUCGAUACGUACCUCGCGGAGCAGGCGGCGCUCAAACGGCAAAAGGAACACGAGGUUCAUGUGGAGCGUAGCACGAUCAGGAUACAGGCUUGGUGGCGGGGAAUCAUGGUGCGCCGGAAGUUGGGACCGUAUCGACCUGAGGAGAAAAAGAAAAAACGGGCUAUCAAGACGAAGAAAUAGCUUUCCUUUGGCCAAGUUGCUCUUAAACGUACCGCGUCGAUUGUAAUCUGUUUUUAUCGCUCGCCAGACGAAUGAUUAUUAAAAUUCAUCCGCGAUCUAACCGAGCUCACGGCUGGUCAAUCGAUUUAUCAUACUGCGGCUAAGUUAUUUACCCCUUUUGAAGUCUCCUGAUGAAACAUCGAAAAAAUAUCGAUUACUUAUCGAGAUGAAAUUACUAAAAGCGGAGAAAGAAAUAGACUUUUUUCUUAACUACUAUGCAUUCAUACGAGUAUUACGAGUGGUAAAAAGGGAAAAAAGCGCGCAAAUAGCGAAACACGAAACGAUCAGCGGAGCAUUACGAUAACGAAGUGCAAAUUCCAUGAAUCGCCGCCAAUGAUUGCAUGCCAAUUCGGUUCUGUGCCUCCUUCGUGACGCAACGUGAACGUACAUACACGCAACGCGCGAGAGGGCGAGUAUUGUUCACGCAAGAAUCUCAUUUCCCGUGGCACGUUUCUGAAACGCCGCAUCUGAAAACGCGCGGCGUAAUCGACGGCGUAAUAAUCGACGCGGUUACACCCGCAACACGUGCUGGAUGUGAACGUAAACACCGAGCAUAAUUUAUGCGAUGCUUUCUUUGUUAUUGUUUUCUUGAUGUUCUUUUUUUUAAACCGUGACCAAUAUCCUCGCCCGUGGCUGAAUAUAUAUAUAUUUUUUUUAAAUAAAACUAGCGUCCUGGGAAAUUUUCGCAUCUUGCGAAUAUCACUUAACGAGUGUUUUCUUAGGUAGUACAGUAUCAGGAGGUCUAACAAAGUUUAAAUAUUUUAUAUUGACUAGUGGGAUGUGUCGAGUUUGGCGACAAAAGAGUGAAACUAACAGUAACCUUGAAAUAUACGAUAUUUUUGCAUUAGCGCAGUAUAGCGCUAGUAGCCGGUAAAAAAAAGCAUAAACUAUAUAGGCUUAAGAAGCACACCGUUGUAUCGCUGUAGCGUGCACGUGCACGUCAAACUACCGUAGGCAUAAUGACACUUCACUUCCGAUAUAAAAGUCGUAAUUGCAUUCAUUUCUUCCUUCUAUACGAUGUUUCCGGAUUCUACGUGCCUAUAAUCCUGCGAAUCGUGAAUACAACGCUCGCGAUCGAUAAUGUAGCAAAAAAUAUUAUAUAUAUAUAAUAAUAGAGGUGCAUACAUCGUGAAAAA
This is a messenger RNA of Ooceraea biroi (clonal raider ant), 4360 nucleotides long. RefSeq names its product dynein regulatory complex protein 9. Gene Ontology annotation, molecular function: protein binding. Gene Ontology annotation, biological process: cilium organization. Gene Ontology annotation, cellular component: motile cilium; cytoplasm. NCBI's taxonomy places the organism in Eukaryota, Metazoa, Arthropoda, Insecta, Hymenoptera, Formicidae. The record is from RefSeq and is a predicted model, not a curated record.